This is a messenger RNA of Peromyscus maniculatus bairdii (prairie deer mouse), 1908 nucleotides long. The record is from RefSeq and is a predicted model, not a curated record. Lineage: Eukaryota; Metazoa; Chordata; Mammalia; Rodentia; Cricetidae.
AUGGAGAAAAAGAGCGGCGAGAAAGGUAUCUGUAGCGUGUCUGGCGACGAAAAGAAGGGUCCUCUCAUAGUAUCCGGGCCCGACGGUGCUCCGGCCAAGGGCGAUGUCCCUGCGGGCCUUGGGGCGCCCGGCGGCCGCCUUGCUGUGCCGCCUCGAGAGACCUGGACACGCCAGAUGGACUUUAUCAUGUCAUGCGUGGGCUUUGCUGUGGGCCUGGGUAACGUGUGGCGCUUCCCCUACCUGUGCUACAAGAACGGUGGAGGCGUGUUCCUUAUCCCCUACAUCCUGUUCGCGCUGGUUGGAGGAAUCCCCAUUUUCUUCCUGGAAAUCUCACUGGGCCAAUUCAUGAAGGCCGGCAGCAUCAACGUCUGGAACAUCUGUCCCCUAUUCAAAGGCCUGGGCUAUGCCUCCAUGGUGAUUGUCUUCUACUGCAACACCUACUACAUCAUGGUGCUGGCCUGGGGCUUCUAUUACCUGGUCAAGUCAUUCACCACCACUUUGCCCUGGGCCACGUGUGGCCACAGCUGGAACACUCCUGACUGUGUGGAGAUCUUUCGCCGUGAAGACUGUGCCAAUGCCAGCCUGGCCAACCUCACCUGUGACCAGCUUGCUGACCGUCGGUCCCCUGUCAUCGAGUUCUGGGAGAACAAAGUCUUGAGGCUCUCCGCGGGGCUGGAGGUGCCUGGGUCCCUGAACUGGGAGGUGACCCUAUGCCUGCUGGCCUGCUGGGUGCUGGUCUACUUCUGUGUGUGGAAGGGGGUCAGGUCAACAGGAAAGAUCGUGUACUUCACCGCUACAUUCCCCUAUGUGGUCCUCGUCGUGCUGCUGGUACGAGGGGCGCUGCUGCCUGGAGCCCUGGAUGGGAUCGUCUACUAUCUCAAGCCUGACUGGUCGAAGCUGGGGUCCCCUCAGGUAUGGAUAGAUGCCGGGACCCAGGUUUUCUUCUCUUACGCCAUCGGCCUGGGGGCCCUCACAGCCCUAGGUAGCUACAAUCGCUUCAACAACAACUGCUACAAGGACGCCAUCCUCCUGGCGCUCAUCAACAGUGGGACCAGCUUCUUUGCUGGUUUUGUGGUCUUCUCCAUCCUGGGCUUUAUGGCCACAGAGCAGGGUGUGCACAUCUCCAAGGUGGCAGAAUCAGGGCCUGGCCUGGCCUUCAUUGCCUACCCCCGGGCUGUCGCACUGAUGCCUGCGGCCCCACUCUGGGCUGGCUUGUUCUUCUUCAUGCUGCUGCUGCUCGGUCUGGACAGCCAGUUUGUAGGGGUGGAGGGCUUCCUCACCGGGCUCCUGGAUCUCCUCCCGGCCUCCUGCUACUUCCGUUUCCAGAGGGAGAUCUCCGUGGCCCUCUGCUGCGUCCUCUGCUUUGUCAUCGAUCUCUCCAUGGUGACCGAUGGUGGGAUGUACGUCUUCCAGCUGUUUGACUACUACUCAGCUAGCGGCACUACCCUGCUUUGGCAAGCCUUUUGGGAGUGUGUGGUGGUGGCUUGGGUUUAUGGAGCUGACCGCUUCCUGGAUGACAUUGCCUGUAUGAUUGGGUACCGACCUUGCCCCUGGAUGAAAUGGUGCUGGUCCUUCUUCUCCCCAUUGGUCUGCAUGGGCAUCUUCAUCUUCAACGUUGUAUACUACGAGUCGCUGGUCUACAACAAUACCUACGUGUACCCAUGGUGGGGCGAAGCCAUAGGCUGGGCCUUUGCACUCUCUUCCAUGCUGUGUGUGCCCCUCCACCUCCUGGGUUGUCUCCUCAGGGCAAAAGGAACCAUGGCAGAGCGCUGGCAGCACCUGACCCAGCCUAUCUGGGGCCGCCACCUCUUGGAGUACAGAGCUCAGGAUGCAGAUGUCAUGGGCUUCACCACCCUGACUCCAGUGUCUGAGCGCAGCGAGGUCGUCAUGGUGGAGAGUGUCCUGUGA